This is a messenger RNA of Papaver somniferum (opium poppy), 822 nucleotides long. RefSeq lists its product as uncharacterized. The transcript has 3 exons. The record is from RefSeq and is a predicted model, not a curated record. Bases 1 to 822 code for a protein of 273 amino acids. Lineage: Eukaryota; Viridiplantae; Streptophyta; Magnoliopsida; Ranunculales; Papaveraceae.
AUGGAGUAUUAUCAUGCCUAUAAUAGUAGGGAGAAAGUUUAUGAGACCAUUUAUGGUGACGAUGUGCAGUCAUACUCGCACUUGGUAUGGUAUAUUAAUGCUAUAAAGGAAACUAACCCUAGUAGUGUGAUAGACUUUCAAUUUAACCCUGCAAAGAAAGAGUUCAAACAUAUUUUCAUCUCGUUUGAUGCAUGCAUCAAAGGGUACCGGUUUUGUCGUCCAAUGGUCUAUGUGGAUGCUACUUUCCUUACUGGUAGAUUCAGAGGAUGUUUAAUGGCAGCUACUGGGAUCAAUGGUGAUAAAGCUUCAUUUUCUGCACAAUUUGUAGGAGUUUUUCCCCUUGCUAUGGCACUAUGCGAUUCUGAGACUAUAGACAACUGGGAGUGGUUUUUAAGAAAUUUGCAACAAGUUGUUGGUGACGGGAGGCCAAUCACCUUCCAUUCGGAUCGCCAUGAUGGACUCUUGCAUGGUGUUCCACUUGUCUAUCCAGACUCAUUCCAUAGCUUCUGUAACUAUCAUUUGAAGAUGAAUCUUCCCAUCAACGGAUCAGAUCCUAGGUACACUCUUGUGCUUGACCUCUUCCAAGAAGCGACGUAUGCACUCACACCAGAAAUCCAUUACAAGGCCAUACAGAAAAUAAGAGAUCUGAAUUGUGAUUGGGUUGCUGAUUACAUAGAAACCAUCCCACCUGAAGCAUAUGCGAAUGCGUUUUUCCAAGGUUGUCGGUAUGCACGUACAUCUAGCCAAAUAGCAGAAUCAUACAAUAGUUGGAUUAAGGUUCACAAGAAGAUGCAUGCAUUUGCUCUUCUUGAUCAGGAUUAA